This is a messenger RNA of Raphanus sativus (radish), 1192 nucleotides long. RefSeq lists its product as uncharacterized. Bases 150 to 1055 code for a protein of 301 amino acids. The record is from RefSeq and is a predicted model, not a curated record. NCBI's taxonomy places the organism in Eukaryota, Viridiplantae, Streptophyta, Magnoliopsida, Brassicales, Brassicaceae. The transcript has a single exon.
UCUUCGAAUAUUCGGAGCCCAACUCCUAAUCCUCUUCACGCUUAUUCUCGUUCUAGUUCUCUCCCCUUAUAAAGAUACCCCUCCUCCUCCGUCUAUCUCUUCUUCAAACCCUAGUGAGUUUAGUAACACAUUAAGAGGUUUAGUGAGAAAUGGGUUUCUCAAGAGCAAAACGUGUCACUGACCCACUAGCCGACGAGGCUAGGGCUCGUCUCGUCGGGUGCAGCUUCAGCAGCGGCAGCGAACACACAGGCGACGGUAUCGACGACUACGAAGACGAUUCCCCUUGUCUUUCCGAUCUGGUCCAAGGGUUCUUGGAAGACGAAUCUAAUAACCAAAAUAACGUUAACGAGGAGCCGCGCUGGUGCGAAACCGACUCGGAAUCGGACUCGGAUGAUUCGGACUCGGAGCGAGUCGAGCUCCCUGAUUUCGCCGACGAUAUCGCGAAGAUCCUGAGGAACUCUCUCAGGGAAGACAGCUACGGGAGAGCAGUGCUGUUUCACGUCGCGAGGGGUAUGGAAAUGCUGUCGUCUCUGGGAUCCGAUCAAGAACAGCGUGCCGUUUUGCGACGCAAGCUCAUGUCUCUUCUUAGAGAGCUUGGACACAAUGCGGCCAUCUGCAAAACCAAAUGGAAAACCUCCGGCGCACUCACCGCCGGGAACCACGAGUUCAUCGACGUCGUGUACGCACCCGCCUCGUCUCAGACCACCGUGCGUUACAUCGUGGAUCUGGAUUUCGCGUCGCGGUUUCAGAUCGCAAGACCGACGGCGCAGUACUCGCGCGUGCUCCAGUCGCUACCGGCGGUUUUCGUCGGGCAUGGGGAUGACCUCAAGCGGAUCUUGCGUCUCGUGUGCGACGCGGCGAGGCUGUCGCUUAGGAGCCGCGGGCUAACGCUUCCGCCGUGGAGGAAAAACCGUUAUAUGCAGACGCGGUGGCUUGGUUCUUACAAACGCACCGUUAACUCAACGCCUUCGUCUCCCGCCGUUAACACUGUCAUGUGUCGUGCCGUUGGUUUCGAUAACGCCGUCGGUGACCGUCUGUUUGUGCGGACUCGAUAAUUUAAAGAAUAUAGCCACGUGUCUUGUUUUAGGUCGUAAUUUUCCUUAAUCCUAGAGAAUAAUAAUUCAUUGUUUAAAAUUAAAAUUUCUCGUCUGAAAUUAAUUAAAAGAAUGUGUGAUAAAACAAGUAGAUGAAA